Molecule: messenger RNA, 667 nt
Organism: Impatiens glandulifera
Lineage: Eukaryota; Viridiplantae; Streptophyta; Magnoliopsida; Ericales; Balsaminaceae
Product: putative two-component response regulator-like APRR8
Exons: 4
Coding region: 116-667 (183 amino acids)
Biological process (GO): phosphorelay signal transduction system; cytokinin-activated signaling pathway
Source: RefSeq, a predicted model, not a curated record
AAUAAUAGUAAUUUCUAGGGCAAAGCUGCCGUCCCCGUCGCCGUCAAUCAUUGUUCAGCUCGAGACGACGACGUAGACGCAAUCCUGAAGCAAUGGUGUCCAGAUCGACUUGAACAUGCACAUGAAGAAGCUAACACAACAGCUCACCGCAAUGAAACCCCCAAAAGGAAGAUUAAUAAAAACAAAUAUACACAUUGAGGGAUUUGAACGAGAAUCAAAUAUGAUACUUCUGUAUGUUAUCGUUGCUGAACGAGCUACGGAAGCUUUGUCGAUGGUAGGUGAAAGCAGGCGCGAGAUUGAUAUCGUCGUGACUGAAUUUGACCUCCCCGACAUGGAUGGACUCAUGUUUAUUGAGAAAGUUCUUGAAAUAAAGAAGCUACCAGUUUUCGUUUUAUCAGCAUUUGAAAACUUUGAGGUGAAAAUGUAUUGCCUAUUAAAUGGUGCUGAAUUCUGUCAUGACAAACCCCUGGAUAAAGACACUGCACAUGGUCUUUGUGAAUUCAUUGUACCUAGAAGUAGUUCAUCCUCCACUUCUGAAAUUUCCUAUAAUAUUUUGGACUCGCUUGUGUCUAUAAAUACUGAUAUGUAUAUAGUAGACGAUUUGAUUCUGGAGAAUCGUGAAGAAAUUGUCGCAAAUAACUUCGGUAUGAUCUCUAAAAAGUCAUGA